This is a messenger RNA of Arabidopsis arenosa, 1272 nucleotides long. The record is from the annotation of a GenBank genome assembly. NCBI's taxonomy places the organism in Eukaryota, Viridiplantae, Streptophyta, Magnoliopsida, Brassicales, Brassicaceae.
CGCCAUGGCUAUCGAGAUUCAUCGAUUACGCGUGUUUCUGUGAUUACACGUGUACGGAGCUCUGUGUGUGUUUGCGUAACUUCGGUCAACUAUUAGAACGAGAGCGAGGUUUGUGAGAGAGAUAGAGAGAGAGGUAUGGGUUCGUCCUUGUCGAAUCUAAACGACGGGACGAAUGGUUUGGCUAUGGGACCUGGUCUCGGCGAUAUACCGGAAAGUUGCGUCGCUUGUGUGUUUAUGUAUCUGACUCCGCCGGAGAUUUGCAAUCUGGCUGGAUUGAAUCGUUCGUUUCGUGGUGCGGCUUCUUCGGAUUCUGUUUGGGAGAAGAAGCUUCCGGCGAAUUAUCAGGAUCUGCUUGAUUUAUUGCCGCCGGAGAGGUAUCAUAGUCUCUCGAAGAAGGAUAUUUUCGCUGUGCUCUCUCGUCCAAUUCCCUUUGAUGAUGAUAAUAAGGAACUAUGGAUUGAUAGAGUUACAGGACGAGUUUGUAUGGCAAUUUCUGCGAGAGGAAUGGCUAUAACUGGAAUUGAAGACCGGAGAUAUUGGAACUGGAUUCCGACGGAAGAAUCUAGGUUCCAUGUUGUAGCCUACUUACAGCAGAUUUGGUGGUUUGAAGUUGAUGGAACAGUGAGGUUCCAUCUCCCACCUGGUAUAUACUCUCUAUCAUUCAGAAUCCAUUUAGGGAGAUUCACAAAAAGGUUAGGGAGACGUGUGUGCCACUUUGAACACACUCAUGGUUGGGAUUUAAAGCCGGUAAGGUUUUCGCUUUCAACUUCUGAUGGUCAAGAAGCAUCAUGUGAAUAUUACUUGGACGACGUAGAGAGAGACGAAGCACUCAAGCAACACAAACGCGGUUGUUGGAUCAACUAUAGGGUUGGAGAAUUCAUAGUGAGUGGAUCAGAACCAUCGACCGAAAUCCAAUGGUCGAUGAAACAGAUUGACUGCACACACUCGAAAGGCGGGUUAUGCGUUGAUUCAGUCUUCAUAAACCCAAUUGGUGAUGUGAAAGAACAUACCAAAACACCAAAAGCUUUUGAUUCUUUCAAGCUAUCAUGUGACCGAGCCGGACCUGAGAUGAAGUGGUCAGAUGCAAACCGUCCGGUUCAAGUGGUAGGCCUCUGGCAUCAACACAAUACACAUUCUCAAGAUCUGUCUUCAAUUGAGCUUUUCUCACCGCGUCAAGAUAUGGUCCUGCUCCUGUCGCUAGAGCCACCUUUUGUUGUUUAGGUCACAACAAAAAAGAUAUUAGAAGCAUGUAACUAAAUAUCAGAUUCUUUC